Messenger RNA from Paramecium tetraurelia, 567 nucleotides. RefSeq lists its product as uncharacterized. The record is from RefSeq and is a predicted model, not a curated record. The transcript has 2 exons. NCBI's taxonomy places the organism in Eukaryota, Ciliophora, Oligohymenophorea, Peniculida, Parameciidae.
AUGAUUUAAUAGCAUAAUCAAACAUUCAAAUACCCAUCAAUUAACUAUUGCAAUCCCAAUUCCUCAUUUAGAAGAUAUGUAAAAGAUGAAACAUACACUGAAUGUAUUAUAGAACUCAAAGUUGAAGAUAAUUAGCGCUCAUCUAUAUCAACUGAAGGCUCAUAUGAUUAUUAUUCACAAUCUUUAAAAAUUAAUAAAAAGGCAAAAAUCCAGAAAAACAAAGAUAAACAAUUACCACAAAAGUCAGAAACAAAAAACAUACCCAAAAAUUUCGGAGUAUUGUUGAAAAAAUAUUUAUGUAGUAAAAAUGUAGAUAAUUAGGCAAUCAAAGCAUUCUUAAAGAAUGGAGAACACAAAAAGAAUUUCUCUAGACAGGAUUUCACUAGACUUUUCAAUGAUUCUAUUGCAGCAGACAUAUCCAGAGAGUAUUUCUCCGGAUUUUAAAUAAUACAUGAUCUUAUGAUAAGUGAAAAAAUAUAGGAUGUCAAAAAUCAUCUCAAAUAUAUAAGUAAAUUUUACAAUUCCACAUAUAAUAAAUAAGAGCUUGAUGAACUCAAGUUAUAAUGA